AGCCGGUCUCGCCCUCCCGCAGCCUGCGAUCAGGCAGCGACUUUCCGCGGAGGCUGCCGGGUCCCGUGCGCGCCCUGCUGCAGGCAGACACGAAACCGAGGGCUGCCCACGUUCGCGUGUGUCUGCCAAGCGCCUCAAGGACGAGUAGGAAGAGCUGCGGGAGGGAACUCCCCUGACCUCUCUGUUGAAGGUGUGCGCGCGUGUGUGCGCGCGUGCAGCUCCCCAGCCUGCAGAGGAGCUCGGCGCCCGGCCGCGCAGCGUGAGCAGGGCCGGCUGCAGCCCGCAGCAGCUCCCGGCCCAUCCCGGCACAUCCCCGGGCCAGCUGUGAGAGCAGCGGGGACGAGCAGAGCUCAUUUCCCCGCGGCUGCACUGGGGAGGAGCCAGCACGGCACGGAGUGAGCUCCCGGCACCGCGCCGGCACCACUCCAACACCGCUCCGGCACCGGCACUGCUCCAAACGCGCUCCGGCACUGCUCCGCUUCUAGCACUGGGACCUCUCCAGCCUCGGCACCGCUCCGAACGGGCUCCGGCACUGCUCCGACGCAGGUACCACUCCAAACGGGCUCCGGCGCUGACCCCACGCCUGUGCGGGAAGAGCUGUCCCCGUUUCUCUCCGGGACCCGGCUGGGUACAGCGGCGCCGCCGCGGCAGGAAGGAGGAAGGAGACUGAGCUGCCCCUGCGGCCCGGGCUCUGCUGUCUCUUGCAGCACAAGGUAAAAUGAACAAGAUGAAAAACUUCAAGCGGAGGUUUUCUCUCUCAGUUCCUCGGACAGAGACCAUUGAGGAGUCACUGACGGAGUUCACAGAGCAGUUCAACCAGCUCAACAACCGGAGGAAUGAAGACCUAGCCCAAGGGCACUUGCAGCUGGGACACCUGGGCAGGGAUUUCCGAGCAGGCACCACCCCUAUUUCCCCCUCUGAGGUGGAAGGCCCAUCCCCGAUGGCUGUGCGCUACCGAAACAGCAACCAACGCCGCUUCUCCAUGGAGGAUGUCAACAAGCGUCUCUCCCUGCCCAUGGAUAUCCGCCUGCCCCCGGAAUUCUUGCAGAAGUUGCAGAUGGACAGUCCGGAGUUCCCCAAGCCCCUCAGCAGGAUGUCCCGACGGGCUUCCCUCUCAGAUAUCGGGUUCGGGAAGCUGGAAACCUAUGUUAAACUGGACAAACUGGGAGAGGGCACUUACGCCACUGUCUUCAAGGGGCGCAGCAAGCUGACAGAAAAUCUUGUUGCACUGAAGGAGAUUCGCCUGGAGCACGAGGAGGGGGCACCUUGCACAGCCAUACGGGAAGUGUCCCUGCUGAAAAACCUGAAGCAUGCCAACAUCGUGACCUUGCAUGACAUCAUCCACACGGAGCGCUCCCUCACCCUCGUCUUUGAGUACCUGGACAAUGACCUCAAACAGUACCUGGAUAACUGUGGGAGCCUGAUGAGCAUGCACAAUGUGAAGAUCUUCAUGUUUCAGCUGCUGCGUGGCCUGUCUUACUGUCAUGGAAGAAAAAUCCUGCACCGAGACCUCAAACCCCAGAACCUGCUCAUCAAUGAGAGAGGAGAGCUCAAGCUGGCUGACUUUGGACUAGCCAGAGCCAAGUCAGUCCCUACAAAAACAUAUUCCAAUGAGGUGGUCACACUGUGGUACCGGCCCCCAGACGUCCUUCUAGGAUCUACUGAAUAUUCCACUCCCAUCGAUAUGUGGGGCGUGGGCUGCAUACACUACGAGAUGGUCACCGGACGGCCCAUGUUCCCUGGCUCCACGGUGAAAGAAGAGCUGCAUUUAAUCUUCAGGCUGCUGGGAACCCCAACGGAAGACACCUGGCCUGGAAUAACAUCCAACGAGGAGUUUAAGGCUUACAAUUUCACACAGUACCGAGCCCAGCCAUUAAUAAAUCACGCCCCAAGGCUGGACUCGGAAGGCAUUGACUUGCUGAUGAGUCUCCUUCUGUUUGAAGCCAAAAGCCGGAUUUCAGCGGAGGCAGCUCUGCGGCAUGCUUAUUUCAAGAGCCUUGGGGAACGGGUACACCUCCUCCCUGACAAUGUCUCCAUCUUCUCCUUGAAGGAGAUCCAGCUUCAAAAGGACCCAGGCUACCGAGGCUCAGCCUUUCAGCAGUCAGCCCGAGGGAAGAACAGGAGGCAGAGUAUAUUUUAAACCUGGAUCUUGUGUUCCCGUUGUCACCAUGGAGAUCAAAGCACUGAGAAAGGAGACAGCAACACGCUCCCACCUGACCCAUCACAGAAUUACUGACUCGAGCAGGACGAUGCUGAAGUACCCUUGGCCACAGGCUCUCUUCUGCCCGCCUCUACAGCCCUCUCCCUGCCACCCCUCAGCCCCUGGCAGCUGUUGUCAAAGGAGCUGUGGCCUUCCCCCCUUGUUUUCAUUUUGCACCCAUCAGACAAGAGCUGCUACCCUCUGUCCAGGUGCUUUAGAGAGUAGUUGCCCUGAGCAUUGCCCUGGGCUCAGGGUGCGUGCUAUCCCUGAGGGAACCCACUCGCUGCUCUUGGGGAAGUGAGCCAGGGGCAGGGAGGUUUUGUGAGCAGAGGGUGGUUUCUCCAAGAGCUGAGCAGCGACCAAGUCAUGGUACAUAGUGUCUGGCCCAAACAGGCAUUUCUGGCAAUGUAUCUUUGCUCAGACAACCAGCUCUGCACCCGCUGUCUCCUGGGGAGACACUUUGCAGCCGCACAGAGUUGGGGGCAUGGCCCAGACAGGCACUGGAGAGACUGAAACACAAAAAAUAGGGUAGCCCUCCCUCAUUUUCCCUUGCCACUGCCUACAUAACCCUUUUUCUCUCCCUAUCUCUGGACCUGAAUCCUGACUGAAGGAUGGAGUGGUUGGGAGGAAAGGGGUUUCCAUUGCUUCCCCCAACAUCUCCCCCUCCUUGCUAGCAUUGCGUUUAUAAAUUUGGUCAGUUGGCUGCUCUCCAGAGAUGUCCCUAGCUGAGAAUGAGGGCUCGGUUAGCCUGCCUGGGAUGGAGGAUGCCUGGUGGUAGAGCUGUGCAGAAACAGGGCCAAAUGCGCACUGGGCUCCUGCUGGUUUCCGUUGCCGCGCUGAGCCCUUCGUUCAGCCUUUUCCAAGGCACCGAUGAAGCAGCCUGUUUCUCAUCCCUGGAGCCUGCCACCCUGCUAGCCCAUGACCAUCUCCGCUGUUGUCACGAGGGAAAGGAUGCAACUCCCAGACAGCAUCUCAAGAGCGUGUGAACUGUUCUUCCCACCCAGCCGUCUCUAAGCUCUGCACACGAUGUGGCAGAGCCUGAGCUGCUCUGCCUCGCCGUACCAAAGUGUUGUGCACACCCACCUCAGUGCAUUUCUACCUAGAGGAAGGGGGAGAGGUGCCAAACCUCCCACAGCUCAGCUGUGGGACCAGAAAUAGACCGAGAGAGGCAGAAAGCAUCCCUCAAGCCUCUUCAUAUGGCCUCUACAUCACUGACAUCCUUUUGUACUGAAUGCCAGAUCAUACCAGCCCGGACUCUCAUACAUGCAGUGGGACUGAAGUGCAUGCUUAGAUCUGAACAUGCUUUGUUGGCUGAGGACUAUUCCUGGUGCAUUUUCCCCUCUGUACAUUUCAGGAACAUGCCAAAUCCAGGGCAAAGAGGCCCUGCUUAACCUCUUCCUUACAGCUUACAGUCUGAGAUGUCUUCAAGUAUGUGAGCAUUGUAGGAAGUUUUUCUUCUGUAUAAUGUUCACAUCUUUCUUGGCUCUCCUAGAUGACUAGUCCUCCCAUCCAUCACUCCUUCAGCCCUAAGGAGUGGCUGGGAGUCCCUGGGCAUGACAGUUGCUGUGACCCUGUCACUGGCAGUAGGACUGGCCAGUGUCUUAACCCCGCCCGUAGCGCUCCCAGCCUGGGAGGCAUCGCUCAGGGGAUGGUAACCCUCCCUGCCUUUGUUUCCCCAGUGAGCAGGCAGUUAGACCCCCCUUUUUCCACUUUGCUAUGUGGCACUUCUGUGAUUCUCUGAAAAUGCAAAGUGUGAGGAUAAAGUAGGAGAUCCCAGAGUUCCUCAAAGCUUCAGGAGGCGGCUCUUCCCUGUGCCAGUGCUCAGUGUCAUGCGCCGAGUUCCUCGCAUCAGACCAAAGCUGUUAAGCUGGGUUUGUCCUAGACAAGCAUCCAGACGUCUGCAUUGUUUGAGGUUUGCCCAUCCCUGCUCAGUUCCUUUGUCAGUACGUCCAGUGUACAGCAGGCUGAAUAGUUCAUUAAUUGUUUCCAUUUGAUAGGGGAAAGCAUGAAUAGCCAUCAGCCACCAGUGACGCAUUUCACCCUGAUACAGGCGCGUGUAAAGGGUAGUAGUUUGCCUGGUUUCGUAUGCCCUGCUCCUGCUGUAUGGGGCUUUUUAAAAGAGCGUAAGUAAGGGAGGCUCACAAAAGGAGGUGUUGGCUGGAGUAAGCCUGAACUCUCACAUUGUCGUCUUUUCUUUCUCAGAGGCAUUUUAUACAGCAGUUUCCUUGGUCUAGCUGGGAUCUGUGCAGCAGACUUGCACUUUCCAGGGCAGCCAGCUCCUGCCAUGAAUUAGCAGCUCAGUUGGCAGGCCAGCUCACGGGGGCAGCGGCUCCCGCUCCCGCGUGGCAGCAUGCUCAGGUACCGGUGGUGACGGGCCAGUGACGGGUGAGCGCAGAUUAGACGUGGGGAACAGCGAGCCACUGCACCCACUCUGGGGACACCCUUUCAGAACAUCUUCAGCCUGUCUUUGUGUGGUUUUCUUUCCUGGUUUUACCAGCCCUGUGCUCUGAGAUUGCCUUGGCCAGAAGGAGCCAUGUGCACUGGGACACUGGGUGCCCAGCUGAGCCCUUCUAGUUUUAUGCUGGAAAGGUGGAGGGGUGGUUUCAGGUCUGGAGGCCUUGCAGGUGGUGCAGAGCUGACUGUGGGCACGGGGGGAGAGAGGGGCUCUUGCUACCUGUUCCCCUAGAGCUCCUGGAGGUGGUGGCAAGAGCUGAGCACCUUGAAAUCAGUCCCACCAGAUCUGGGGUGGUUUCAGCUCCCCACGGGACAGGCACUGCUCCUGAGAGGCAAGGUCACCUACUGAAACAGCACCACGAUACUGGGGGAAAAGGUUGGAGAAAAGACCUAGCAAUGACUGCGUAGACAGCACUGCUUUACCCAGGAUCAGAUAGCAAAGAAAAGGGGCCUGUUAGUUGCUGUUUAUUGUUUCAUAGCCUUUGCCUUUUCUCCUACAAAUCCUUCCUGAAGGAGAUCUUUGUGCAGAGGCACUAUUAUUUAUUAGCCCUGUGUGCUACUAACAGCCUGAAUUUAAGAUAACCCCUUUUGUUCCACUGCAUUUAGUGGAUACUUGAUUCCUAUUCAGGAGAGCGAUAGUGUGUGUAAAUAUUUGGCACCCCACUAAGCAAGGUUUGAUUUAUAAGCUCCCAUUGCUUCUGCGCUAGCACGUGUUGGCUGGCAGAGCCCCGAGUGUGUGAUCUCCAGGCUCCUAUGGCACGCUGCCCGCAAAAGCCUUCCCCGCUGCCAAGAAAUGAGCUGCAGGUUCGCAGCGAUUAGCACUCGGAGCCAGAUCCCCCUUCUCCCACUCCUGGGUAUUGUUACUGUCCUGCUGAAGCCCAUGGAGCCUGGGGUAGGUUUAUGAGGACAAAGACCCCUCAAAUGCUGAGGCGUCCAAGGGGUUUGCAAAAGCUCCCAAGCUUGGAGCUGCUGUUGGAAACUGAACGAGGAACUCACAGGCUUGCCAAGGUGCCUGAUCACUGUUGUAGCUCUGGCUGAUGGUCUCGCUCUCUGCUUCCUUCGGCAGCUGACAGUGCAGGCUUUUCUGAGUAUUUGGAGCACUAGACAGUUCCAAAUUUGGAUUUUUAAAGUUGCACUAAUGAAAAUGCCGGGAAUUUCUGUGGCUCUCUGGAAUUUUUUCAUUUUGUGGGUUCUCCAUCAACAGCUUCACCAAGUGACUAAGACUUUUUCACAGAUUAGGAGUUUUGACAGAAAGAAAUUGUGGCUUGUCUUCCAGACAUUUUUUUUUGCAAUUUUUAUUUUUGCCAGUUCUGGUGGAAAACGGAAUUUUGGAUGUGCCCUCAGGAAAGGCUGUAUUCUUUCAUCUCUCCAGCUGAUAGCUAGUUAAAUGUAAGUAAAGUAAUGUCAAUAGCAAGUUCUCUUCUACGGGACAACAAUGAAACUUUACAGGCAGAGUUAUUUCAUUUCACUCCAUACACAUACGCACACGCCUUUCCUGGCCCAGCCCGUUGCCAGAUCUAUGUUAAGAUUUUAAAUAACAAAACUACAUUGUAUCUUAGAAACGAAGGAGACGAUAGGUGUUUUUUCCCCUCUCCUUACACAUGGCGAAAGAAAAAUAGAAGGUUAUUUUCCCAAGCUUCCCAAAUGUUUGGUUUUAUUCGUUUGUUGUUUUCCUAGGACUAAUCUUCAGUCAGAAAUUAGGCCAUCAUAAAACAGGAACGUAGAGUUCCCAGGAUCAGGCUAGGAACAGACAGGUGGGAAGACAUCAGAGAAAUAGUCUAGCCUGUUGGAGUGAAUAACAUCGACAGGUUUAGGGGUUUGGUUGUGUGUCCCAGUAUAUGGGGAAGGAGAUUGGACCUGGGGGUGAGAGCCUGCAGUCAGGGUACGUGACAGAAGUAGAACCAGACUCUCCAUUAGGACAACUGAAUCCAGUGCAGAGAGAUGUAUUUUUGUAUAGGCCCAGGGCAAGUAAUUGCUUAUUUACGAUGGCUGUUCCUGUGAACCUCACCUGGCACAUGGGAAGUGUCUAAUUAAGUGUGUGCUAAAUCCGUGCCCCCAUCAGUUAACCAGAGACUGUAGCCCACACCCAGCGUGAUGACUCUCCUCGCCUUACGUAGCUGGACUCCGCUCAGAGCGCAGAGCACGAGGUAGCUGAGGAGUCCUGCAAGGGCUGUCAGGUCUGUAUGAGAAUUAGGGUUAAAAGUGACAUUGUCUCACAUGCCAAAAGUCAUGGAUCCCUGCCUGACCAGAUUGCUCCAGCUGUGCUGUACCUCUGUCCUGUUUCUGUACUCUCAAGUCUUACAUGAAAUGCAUUUUGAUGUCCCUUUAGCACUCCCCACUAGCAGUGGCUGGGGUUAAUAGGCACAAAAACUACCCACUUUCUGAUUUCUUCAUUGCCUUCUUUCAUCCUAAGCAUCAUGCUUGUCCUACAGCAGGAAAACUAUAUCCAAGUGGCCAGGAUACACAUACUGUGAAUGUUCUCUGGUGUGAUUCAUUUGCAGAAUACCAAUAAUGUAUUUAACUAGCAUUGUGCGAUCGAAAGAUGCAUUUUAAAAGAAAUGAUUUUAAAGAUUUAUUCCAAAAGAAGCAAUGAUUUUUUAUAGAAAGUUUUUCUGGAAUAAAUGGAAAGAUACAAAACAAGAAUAAAAGAUUGUAUCCAUCCAUCAA
Molecule: messenger RNA, 7321 nt
Organism: Dromaius novaehollandiae (emu)
Lineage: Eukaryota; Metazoa; Chordata; Aves; Casuariiformes; Dromaiidae
Gene: CDK18
Product: cyclin dependent kinase 18
Exons: 16
Coding region: 719-2140 (473 amino acids)
Biological process (GO): protein phosphorylation
Cellular component (GO): cytoplasm; nucleus
Molecular function (GO): cyclin-dependent protein serine/threonine kinase activity; ATP binding
Source: RefSeq, a predicted model, not a curated record